Bursaphelenchus okinawaensis is the source of this 1817-nucleotide messenger RNA. Lineage: Eukaryota; Metazoa; Nematoda; Chromadorea; Rhabditida; Aphelenchoididae. The record is from the annotation of a GenBank genome assembly.
AUGUUGAGGAUUACGGUGGUUUUGGCUGUGGUUCUGGGUAUUGCAUCAGCUGAUGGAAAUGCUAAGGUGAGUUGGCUAGAUAUGCCAUUUUAUGAUCUGUAAAGAAAGUUCUUGCCAUUUUAUGAUCUGUAAAGAAAGUUCUUGCUAUUUUCUGAUUUGUAAAGAAAGUUCUUGCCAUUUUGAGCUCUGUAAAGAAAGUUAUUGCUGUUUUAAGCUAUGUAAAGAAAGUUUUUGCCAUUUUAAGUUUUGUAAAUAAAGUUCUUGCCACUUUUGCUUCAAAUAAGCCAAAAUAUACGACAGAUCUUACUUUUUGUUCUGUAAAAAAAGUUCUUGCCAUUUAUUUCUUAUAAAGACAACAGUUUACUUGUGCAGUCUGCGGGCGACAAGUUAUACGAUGGGUGGUGAAGGCUGCCGUUUUUAGCUCUGUAAAGAAAGUUCUUGCCGUUUUACAAUCUGUAAAGAAAGUUCUUGUCAUUUUAAGUUUUGUAAAUAAAGUUCUUGCUAUUUCCUUCUCAUAUUCUCUUGUGCAGUCUGCGGGCGACAAGUUAUACGAUGGGUAGUGAAGGCUGCCGUUUUUAAAGCUGCAAAGAAAGUUCUUGCCAUGUCUUGCUCUGUAAACAACGUUUUUGCCAUUUUAUAAUAUGUAUGCUAUUUAGCGUGACAUUCAAGAAGAACUGGCAUCAGGAGUGAUUGAAUCAGACGCUUUGCUUCAGAACUCCACGGAGCAUCCGGCUUCGAUUCUACGUGAAGAGCUGGUCCGAGCCCUGAGGCUUAAGCGCUCGGUCGAAGAUACAGUAUCCGAUUUCGAAAAGCAUGUCAAGAAAUUGGGCAAAGAAGCCGAAAAAGAGGCUGAAAGCUUAAAAAAUACAGUAACCAAUGGCACUUCCGAGGCCGUGAAGAAGGCCAAAGCCGCGGCCAAGAGCGCCAAGAAGUCGAUCAAUGGUGCUGUGAAGACGGCCAAGAAGAGUAUCAAUAGUGCUGCCAACAGUACCACCGAGACCGCCAAAAGUGCUUGGGGCAAAAUCUCGAGUGUAGCGAAUGAAGCCAAGCAGAAGGUCGAGAGUGUGUUCGGAGUUAGCACGAGUAGCAGUGAGAGUGAAGAAGAGGGUAAUGAGACGACAAAGAAGCCAAAGAAGAAUAAGAAGAAGAACAAUGAUAGAAGAAGAAGAAGGUCGAUUAGGUUAGUCAAGAGAUCAAGUGACCUGGAGAGUUUGAAGAAGGAUGUUCAAAGUGGAUAUGAUGAUGUUAAGGUAGGUUUACAUUGUAAGGAUAAUAAAACUAAGUAGUCUUUAUGACAGGGCAGGUAGGGUAGGGCAAGAGUACUAGAACGAAGACUAGGACUAGGACUAAGCUUAGGCCCAAGACCAAAACCAGACUCAAAAAAGAAGAACCAAGACCAGGACCAGUACUAGGACCAAGGUCAGGACCAAGGUCAUGGACCUAAAGGUAGACUGACACUAAGACCAGAAGUAGAAUUGGCUAGGACUACAACUGGGACUAGGGCUUUAGGCUAGGGUUCUGGGCUAAGGCUCCGGGCUAGGGCAAGGGUUAGGGCUCUGGGCUAGGGUUCUGGACUAGGGCAUUGGGCUAGCUAAUUUAAUUAUAUUUUCCAGUCUCAGUCAUCUCAAGCGUUGUCAGAUGCCCAAGACAAAAUCCAAAGUGGUCUAAACUCGGCCAGCAAACAAGGCCAAAAACUUAUUGACCAAGCCGGCAACGUUGCCAGCGACACUGGCGACAAGUUGGUCGGCUUCAAUGAUGAUGUCGCUCAAGGUUCGAGUAAUAUUUUUGACGAUUUAAAAGCCAAAUUUGGCCGUUAA